AUGAAAUAUUUUAUUGAAGCAUUUGAAGAAGAGUUUGGUACAGGUGUAGCAGUUAGAGCAAGAGUAACAGAUAGAGAAGUAGCGUUGGAUUGGUCAUACCGAAGUUUACUGUCUGUGGUUGAAUACAACACCGUAUUCUUAAACAUCUGUUUGAACAGGGCAAUGAACACAUGCAGAAAGCAAGGAUACUGUAUCUUUGAAUCACAUUCGAAAAUAGGAGGUUGCACUUGGCCAUAUAGCUUACCAUUGACUUCUCCACCAAGAUCCUUCAAUGCUUUCGGUGAAAAGACUGUCAUCGUGACCAACUAUCUUACUACCUGGAGGUUCAAGUUUGAACUUGACAUCGCCAACCUCUACAUUUGA
This is a messenger RNA of Heterostelium album PN500, 363 nucleotides long. RefSeq lists its product as uncharacterized. The record is from RefSeq and is a predicted model, not a curated record. NCBI's taxonomy places the organism in Eukaryota, Evosea, Eumycetozoa, Acytosteliales, Acytosteliaceae. The transcript has 2 exons. Bases 1 to 363 code for a protein of 120 amino acids.